Molecule: messenger RNA, 1017 nt
Organism: Carassius gibelio (silver crucian carp)
Lineage: Eukaryota; Metazoa; Chordata; Actinopteri; Cypriniformes; Cyprinidae
Product: trace amine-associated receptor 4-like
Exons: 1
Coding region: 1-1017 (338 amino acids)
Biological process (GO): G protein-coupled receptor signaling pathway
Cellular component (GO): membrane
Molecular function (GO): trace-amine receptor activity
Source: RefSeq, a predicted model, not a curated record
AUGACUGCUAAUGAAACUGUGACUAUGAAUGUGUUUCUCUGCUAUCCACUCCUGCCAAACUCCUGUCCAAAAUUGCAUCGUCUUACUGUUGUUAAAGUGGCAAUGUAUACUUUCUUUGUACUGAUGAUCCUCACAACAGUUUUUGGGAACCUGCUGAUCAUCAUCUCAGUCUCUCACUUCAAACAGCUUCAGUCUCCAACUCAUCUGAUUGUUCAGUCGCUGGCAGCUUGCGAUUGUCUGCUGGGCUCUUUGGUCAUGCCGUACAGCAUGGUGCGAUCUGUUGAAGGCUGCUGGUAUCUGGGAGAUUUUGUGUGUAAAGUUCAUUCUAGUUUAGACAUGAGCUUCUGUAUCUCCUCAUUACUGCAUCUCAGUUUAAUAUCUGUUGACAGGUACUGGGCCAUUUGUGACCCUCUGAGGUACAGAAUGAGGGUCACAAACAACACUGUGACUGUUUUUACUACCUUCAUAUGGCUUUUUUCUUUUGUGUACAGUUUUUAUGUUGUGUUUUCAGGUGUAAACACAAUUGGUUUGGAGUCAUUCAUCAUGCAGGUUUAUUGUGUGGGAAGUUGUGUUUUGUUCUUUAACAAACAAUGGGGUAUUAUAUGUCCAGUUCUCGUAUUUUUCCUUCCUGGGACGAUCAUGGGCUCUUUGUAUAUAAAAAUCUUCUAUGUUGCACGAAAACAUGCAAAGGUUAUGUCAGAAAGAGUGACUGGAGGGAUGAAGAGCCAAAGCUCUGCUCACAGAGAGAGAAAAGCAGCUAAAACUCUGGCCAUUGUCGUGUGUGUUUUUUUGUUCUGCUGGCUGCCGUAUUUUACUGUUACUGUUCUUGACCCUUUUUUCAAUUUUUUCACCCCAGCUGUGGUUUUUGAUGCUGUAAUUUGGUUUGCAUAUUUGAACUCCACUUGUAACCCUUUGAUCUAUGGUUUUUUCUACCCUUGUUUUCAGGGUGCAUUUAAGAUUCUCAUUUCCACUUAUAUCUGCGGCAACAAGGAUUGUAACACUUUAAUAUUUGAAUGA